Messenger RNA from Cuscuta campestris, 534 nucleotides. Lineage: Eukaryota; Viridiplantae; Streptophyta; Magnoliopsida; Solanales; Convolvulaceae. The record is from the annotation of a GenBank genome assembly.
AUGGAAACCUCUCCCAUCAGCUUUGAUCCCGAAGAUCUCAGUAUCGGACAGCGUUUCCGUCGAUACGGAAAAAAGCACUCUCCUUCAAGUUUAGCCACUCGCCCAGCAAAAUCAGCAACUAGGUUAUCAGAGAUUAGGUCAAAUUCGGCUGUUUUAAUGGAAAGUAUCAGACACGAAGUUGAAAGCAUUGAUAAUGACAGAACAACACCUCUUAAAAUGCAACGUGAUCCAAAAUGGAGAUCAUCCCCUUAGAGUCAUGGAGUUUUUAGGGUUGAUGUCUCUAGCCAAAGUGGAAACCUAUCCAUUACAACAUUGGGUUCAACUCGUUGGGUCGACUUGAACCCAAUGAUAAUGGGUCAUGAACAUGCAUUUCCCUACCCGAACCCAAACCCAAACUUAUCCAAUCCCAAAGUAACCCACACCAGAAGGAAUCGAACCCAAAUCAGACCUCACCAACUUGUUUGCCAGCUCUACCUUCUAGUAGUACAAAAUGUACCUUUAGAUUCUAUUAUGCAAUUAAUUGUUUUAUGUUUU